AUGGAAACCCAGAUCCAACAAUUUGGAAUGGUUAUGGGAAAUAUCACUGAGAUAUUGGGUCCUGCACAAACAGCUAGUAUGCUUUCGAAGUCUUUGUUCCUCAUUAAUGUCGGAGCUAACGACAUCUUCGAUUAUGAAGAUACAUAUAGCAAUUUAUCCAAGCAAGAGUUCAUGUCCACUCUCCAAUUCACUUUCCACGACCAGUUAAAGAAUCUAUAUGGCCUGGGGGCUCGAAGAUUUGCCAUUGCAGGUGUUGCACCAAUUGGAUGCUGCCCAUCUCAACGUUCUAGUGACAGCGGGCUUUGCAAGGAGGAAUUGAAUGACUUUGCUAAGAUGCUUUACACGAAAACGAAAGAUCUCUUGCAAGGAUUGAGCUCGGAAUUGAAAGAAUUCAAGUACUCACUGGGAGAUGCCUAUGAAAUGACCAUGAAUAUUAUCGAAGACCCAAGGGCCUUCGGCUUCAAGGAAGUCAAAACAGCUUGCUGUGGAAAGGGAAGUUUCAAUGGAAAAGCACCCUGCAUGGAUAUUCAAAGCCCAAACCUUUGUUAUAAUCGUCGAGAGUACUUGUUUUGGGAUUUCUUUCAUCCAACUGCAUAUGCUUCAGAAUUGGCAGCUGUUACCCUCUAUAGUGCAGGAACAAGAUUUGUGACACCCAUGAAUUUUAUGAGGCUAUUCGGUUAUGAGAAGAGUCCGCAACCUUUUCUCCAGCUUCUCGUCCGCCGUCAGUUAAGUAAUAUGGAGAAAUUACAGCUGGGUGUGAACUUUGCAUCAGGGGCAGCUGGAAUUCUUGACAACACAGGACUAAAAAAAUGGAAAGAGGUGGUGUCAAUGAAAGAGCAGAUCCAACAAUUUGAUAUGGUUAGGGGUAACAUCACUGAGAUAUUGGGUCCAACGAAAACAGCUAGCAUGCUUUCUAAGUCUUUGUUCCUCAUUAUUGUCGGAACUAACGACAUCUUCGAUUAUGAAGAUACAUAUAGCUAUUUAUCGAAGCCAGAGUUUAUGUCCACUCUCCAAUUCGCUUUCCACAACCAGUUAAAGAUUAUGUAUGGCCUGGGGGCUCGAAGAUUUGCCAUUGUAAGCGUUGCACCAAUUGGGUGCUGCCCAUCUCAGCGUUCUAAUGUCAGCGGCCUUUGCAAAGAGGAAUUGAAUGAGUUUGCUCGGAUGUUUUACACCAAAACGAAGGAACUGUUGGAAGGAUUGAGCUCGGAAUUGAAAGAAAUGAAGUACUCACUGGGAGAUGCCUAUAAAAUGACCAUGAGUAUCUUGAAAAACUCAUCGCGAUCGGCCUCCGGCUUCAAGGAAAUCAAAACGGCUUGCUGUGGCAGAGGAAAAUACAAUGGAGAAAAAGGCUGCCAUUUUAUUUAUUCACCAAGCCUUUGUCCUAAUCGUAGCGAGUACUUGUUCUGGGAUUACUUUCAUCCAACUGAAUAUGCUUCUGAAUUGGCAGCUCGAACCCUCUAUAGUGGAGGAACAAACUUUAUGACACCUAUGAAUUUUAGUCAGUUGGCAGUGGUCGAUAUUUAA
Molecule: messenger RNA, 1524 nt
Organism: Juglans regia (Persian walnut)
Lineage: Eukaryota; Viridiplantae; Streptophyta; Magnoliopsida; Fagales; Juglandaceae
Product: GDSL esterase/lipase LTL1-like
Exons: 7
Coding region: 1-1524 (507 amino acids)
Molecular function (GO): hydrolase activity, acting on ester bonds
Source: RefSeq, a predicted model, not a curated record